UGUAAAAUAACCUAAAAGAUAUUAAUUUUAACAAUACAGUGUUUAAUUUUGAAGUGUUGGCUGUAAAAAUUAAUAUGAAGAAACCAAAACAAGCAGCUCGUGCAAGUUUUCCAAAUAUCCGUAAGGCUUUACGUAAACAGAAAAGGCAGCAAAAAAAGGUCCAUAGGCAAGAACAUUAUUUAAAGAAAAAAACUGUUCAGAAACAGCCAAAAUAUACAGCAGGGAGGUUUGUAAAGCGACCUGCUGACUCUCCAGAGCCUGAUGUAGAAGUUAAGAAGAAAAAGCAAAAAACCCAACCGCUACCAAUUGACAUCAUUCAAAAAGAGCGUGAGAAAGAGAAGAAAGUAGCUGACCGUCUGAAAGCUCAGAUGGAGGAACAGAGACGGAAGAUGUUUCUAGAAGCCAAUGAGGAGGAGGACAGAAUGAUAAAGAAACUGGAAAAGCAGCUUGGGUUGAAUAAGAUUAAAAAUAAGAAGAAGUUCUUUGAGGAUGAUGGGCUUGAUUAUGUACUAGAAAUCUGUGACAGACAAACAACAGAACAAAUAGUAGCCGCCGAGAAACAUCUAGCCAAUGUUGAAGGUGAAUCGGACUUUGAAGAAGAUCUGGCUGCAGUCACCGGAAAAGAAUUAAAGAAAACGAAAGAUAAAAAAACAAAAGAAGCAAAAACUGAAGAUAAAAGUAAAAAGAAUAGUAAUAGUGAUGAUGAUGAUUUUAGUGAGGAAAAUAGUGACUUUGGCAGUGAUGGAGAUGUCAAUGAAGAUGAUAUGAGUGAUAAUGCGGAAAUGGAUGAAGAUAUGAGCGGUGAUGAUGAUGAUUUUGGUGAAAAUAGUGAUAAUGAUGAUGAUGGUGAUGAUUUAAGUGAUGAACAAGAAUCUGAUGAAGAACCUGAAGAAAAACCUACAAAAUCAUCAAAAUCUAAACAGAAAACAAAAGAAACUCCACCUCCAAAACCAGAAAAGAAAAAGAGUAAAGAGAGAGUAGUUUCGGAAGAGGAACUAUCCAAAAUGUUCAGUGAUGAUGAAGUCUCGCAUCUGUCUGAUGAUGAUGAUUUAGAUGGGAGUGAUUUUGGGGAUGAAAAGGAUGAAGUUAAAGAGGUGAAAGAGAAACCAGAUGUUUGGGAAGACAUUUAUGGACGUAAGAGGGAUAAAGAAGGAAAUGUUAUAAAGGAAGACAAAGGUGCCUACAUCCCACCUCAUUUGAGGAAUAAGGAUACAACAACUGAUCAAGCGACGGCUCAACUAAAACGACAAAUAAAGAGUGUCCUGAACAAACUUGCCCAUACAAACCUCCACUGGGCUUGUACUUCCAUAGAGAACCUGUAUUCCAGCAACAGCCGGCACUCCGUCAGCGCAUCUCUCUGUGGUCUAUGGUUAGAAGCAGUCUGUGGCACCGUUACUGCGCCUUUGCGUCUGCAGGCCGAGUAUGCUGCUCUUGUUGGCGUGUUACAUGCCAAUAUAGGACAAGAAAUUGGAGCUCACUUCUUAGAAGAAUUGUGCACAAUAUUCGACCGCCUAACCCAAACUUUGCAGCCUAUGGAGGAUAAAACUUUGGACAAUGUUGUGUGCUGCCUCGCCUAUCUGUAUAGUUUUAAGAUUUUCCACGCAACGCUUCUCUACGACAUACUAAACAGCUUACUUUUAAACCCAACCGAAAAGAGCAUAGACUGCGUUCUAUGCGCGUUCCGAUGCGCCGGCGCAUCUUUACGAAAGGAUGAGCCCUUAGCACUGAAAACGUUUAUACAGGACGCGCAAAAACAAGCGUGUAUGGUGCAAGGAGGCGACCAGGCUGGGUCUCGAAUAAAGUUCCUCCUAGAAGUCUUAAUGGCGGUGAAGAACAACAAUUUGAACAAGAUACCCAACUACGACCCGAGUUUCGUCGAGCAGCUCAAGAAGACCGUCAAAGGCAUCAUCAGGAAAGGAAACUAUGCGACCCCACUCAAUAUCACAUUAGAAGAUCUACUCAAAGCCGAAACUCGAGGCAAAUGGUGGGUGGUCGGUUCAGCGUGGGAGGGCAACAGACCGAAACCAGAAGAGAAGGUCAAAGCAGUUCCCAGCACGGACCAGAAGCUUCUAGAACUAGCCAGGAAACAGAGGAUGAAUACAGACGUUAGGAGGAGCAUCUUCUGCGUUAUUAUGUCAGCCGAGGAUUACAUGGACGCAUUCGAAAAACUACAACAUCUAGGUUUAAAAGGCAGUCAAGAGCGCGAAAUAGUGCACGUGUUACUAGCGUGCUCCACGCAGGAACGAACCUACAACCCUUACUACUCCGUUCUAGCGCAGAAACUGUGUGACGUCGACAGGAAAUAUCAGCUAUCCAUCCAGUUCGCCGUCUGGGACAAAAUCAAGGAUCUGGAGAGCUUUUCGAAGCAAGCCACAACCAAUCUGGCGCAGUUCCUCAUACACCUCAUUAUGGAGAAAGGGCUGGCUUUGUCUGUUCUGAAGGUAAUAGAAUUCUCGGAUCUAAACAAAAGCUCUGUCCGUUUCCUCCGCCAAAUCCUCCUAGCCAUCAUAAUGAACGCCGACCUCCAAGCCUCCCUCCAAGUAUUCCAUCGCAUAGCGAAGUCCCCCAAACUCCACAUGUUCAGGGAGUCCCUCAGGCUCUUCAUACAGCACUUCUUGCUCAAGAACGCGGGGAAGAAGAGUGUAGUGCUGAGUGAAGAAGAGAUGGGGAUUCUGAAGGAGCGUACGGUUGAAGUUGAGAGGAUAUUGACUAUGUUUGAGUCUAAGUUGAAGUUUUAAAUAUUAAACAUGUUUA
Molecule: messenger RNA, 2754 nt
Organism: Leguminivora glycinivorella
Lineage: Eukaryota; Metazoa; Arthropoda; Insecta; Lepidoptera; Tortricidae
Product: nucleolar MIF4G domain-containing protein 1 homolog
Exons: 14
Coding region: 75-2738 (887 amino acids)
Biological process (GO): ribosomal small subunit biogenesis
Cellular component (GO): nucleolus
Molecular function (GO): RNA binding; protein binding
Source: RefSeq, a predicted model, not a curated record